UGUCUUUCUCCUUCUUCUUCUUCUUCUUCUUCUUCUUCGUUGCGUUGCGGCUAUGGCGGUGGUUCUCGGGAACGUGGCUCUUAUACUUGACGUUGGCCCGCACCGUACGGUGGUUACUGAUCGGAGAAUCCGUCCGGCGUUGGUUGACGUUGUUCUGAACUUGCCGAAGAGAGACUCUCACGCUUACUACGCCGCUCUCUCCAACAAGCCUCUGGAAUCGGACGGCGAGACUCGGAACCUUAGAUUCUUGACUCGCGGAAAGGCGAAUUCCAAGGUUAACGCCGUCGAUUUCGACGCCGGGUCCAGCGAAGAGGAGAGUGAAGGUAACGGUGGUAACGGGAAGGAGACCGAUGAGGAGGAAGAACCGUACGAUUGGGAGAAAGAGAUGAAGAGGAGAGCCAAAGAGCUUCAGGAUAUGAAGGAGCUGGAGAGGAAAGCGGAGGAGUUGCAGAAUAAGAUCGAGGAUGAAGGAGAAGAGACGGAGGAGCAAAAGAAGAUGAGAGUGAAGAUAGAGCUCGAAAAGGUGGCACAAGAGCAGGCAGAGCGGAGAGCCACGGCAGAGUUGAUGUUCGAAUUGGGUCAAAAGGCUUACGCUAAAGGCAUGUAUGGGCGUGCCAUCGAGUUCCUCGAAGGCGCCCUUACGAUUAUCCCCAAGCUUACCCUUUUUGGCGGUGAGAUUCAAAUUUGGUUAGCAAUGGCCUACGAGGCCAAUAACCGUCACGCUGAUUGCAUUGCCCUUUAUCAGCAACUGGAACGGAAGCAUCCUAGUCUAAGCAUCCGACGUCAAGCUGCAGAACUCCGGUAUAUUCUUCAAGCUCCUAAGCUCAAGAUAUCUCAGGAGGAAAUGGUUACCAUACCUCUGAUCGGUUCGAGUUACGACAGCUAUGCCGGGACGUGGACGGACAAGAACAAGGAUAAAGACAGAAGAAUGAGCGGAUCGACGACGAACCAGCUGAACUCAACUCGGGACUUUCUGGGGGAACUGUUGGUAUGGAAACCGCCGGUUGGGUUGGAGAAAAACCGAACCUUUUGGCUUGCUAUGACGCUAUGGUUCUGCUUGGUCGGAGCAGCAGUCUUCCUACAAAGAUAAAGACCUCCAAAAAAGGAAAGAAAGUGGAAAGCCUUUUGAUCGUUUUGAUUCUCGUUUCCCUUCUAUAUAUUGUAAUUAUUUUUGUUUGAUUCAAUGUAAAUCUGUAAAAAAAUAAAUCAUUUGGCAUGUAAUGGCAGAAUUAUCAUCUCUUUCAAUGACAUGAACUCCAUGAAUCCAUGAGAUGAUGAAUUCGACCUACUUUUGCUUUCUUCUCUUCUA
This is a messenger RNA of Tarenaya hassleriana, 1309 nucleotides long. RefSeq lists its product as uncharacterized. Gene Ontology annotation, cellular component: chloroplast thylakoid membrane. Gene Ontology annotation, molecular function: protein binding. The transcript is spliced from 4 exons. The record is from RefSeq and is a predicted model, not a curated record. Bases 53 to 1090 code for a protein of 345 amino acids. Lineage: Eukaryota; Viridiplantae; Streptophyta; Magnoliopsida; Brassicales; Cleomaceae.